UUGAUAAAAUGGGGUCACACGAACAUGCGGAAGAGACAUAUAAUGCUAGAGAAAGAUGGGAAAGGGAUGAAAAACGCUGGCACCAUCAGCAGAAUAGCAAACAGCCGCAGUAUCAAAAGAAUGAACAUAGAGAGGAUUAUCAAAGAGAAGAUACAUAUAAUUCACAUUCAAAUAGUCGAAGGAAUACUCAUAGGGGGAAAGGAAACUAUGAGCAGUUUGAUGAUCGAAGGGGUGAUGACAGAAAAAGUGAUUUUUACAGUAGUAGAGGCAACAGGCAAGAGAAGAGGCAGGAUAAUGUUAAAGCAGGCAGACAAGCAGCGAAAGACAUGGAAACUAAGCCUAUAUCUGACAACAAGCAUAAGCGUAAUGAAGAUUAUCAGAAAGAGGAAGAUAUGUAUGGAGAACAUGAUCCAUCUCGACAUGAUCAUGUCCACAAAGGUGGACUGUUGCAUUUACCAAGUCAGCAGGAGCCAGAACAGAAAGCAGACUCCCAUCAGCAGAGGGUAACUGAUGCACAUGGUAGCAACAUUGCCAGAGGCGAUAAUGGGGACAGGUCUUCAAAUGGUUACCAUAGAGAGCGCCAACACUCAGGGCCUAGUGCUGUGAAUGUCUACAGCAGGGAUAGACACAACUCGGGACCUGGGCGACAGAAGACCUUGUUUGAUCCCAACAACCCAAGCAAGCCGAUUGUAAUAGAGGAGGCUGUCCCGAGAAUGGAGUUCAAAGACACGGACUCAUUCUCGUCCUCGACCAUGUCCCCUCAGUAUGAAGGCACACCGCCAGCUUCUGAUGUGUACUCUAGAGGAUAUGGGCCUUUUCCACCCCCACCAAUGGGUUAUGGCUAUGGUUACGGCAUGCCCGCAAUAGCUGGCAUGAUGACCCCAGGUCCCCCAAUGUUCUAUGGCUACCCUAGGGCUCCUGUCCCCCAUCCAUACAUGGGAGAGGAGUCAUAUGAGGCAUAUCAGCAUGGGCAUUACGAGGGUGAGGGUGCACCCAUGAUGGGUAUGGGGCCCAGGGGGAAGUCCCAGAACCAGAUGAUGGCUGAGCACCUACUGCGUGAGGCUGUGCCCUUAGAUAAGCAGCUCAGCAGCCUCCUGGCUCGCAGGCUCAACGGGGAGGAAACACUCAAUAUUAUCAACCAACUCAGGCAGCAGAUCAUGGUGAGGUGUGAGCGUGUGAUCCUGUUGGACCUGGAGAUGUCCAGUGAUCAGGGGGUGGAACAGAUGAUGUGGAAGACUGUGUUCCAUCAGAUGGUUGAACUCAUCCGCAAGCAGCUGGCUGAGGACAGAACCGAGGAAACACGUUUCAUGCUCCACAAUAUACUUGAUGAGGGUACCACAUUUUACGAGGGUCUGAUCUCCAAGCUUCAGAGCACAUGCAAGUUUGACUUAGAGCCUUUCCUUGACCCAGAGCAGCUGCCACCAGAAAACCGCAGUCGUAACCUCGUUCUGGCUCUGCUCAGUGUACAGAGGUGCUUUAUAUGUCUUGGGGACAUUGCACGCUACAAGGAGCAAAACAACGACUCGGGAAAGAUCAAUUACGCCAAAGCUAGAAAUUGGUACCUGAAGGCCCAGCAGAUUGCUCCCAAAAAUGGUCGGCCCUACAACCAAUUGGCCAUACUGGCUCUCUACACGAAGCACAAGUUGGAUGCAGUUUACUACUACAUGCGCAGUCUGGCGUCUAGCAACCCCUUCCUGACAGCCAGGGAGGGUCUAAUGACACUCUUCAAUGAGGCUCGAAAGAAGUACCUCAAAUACAUGGCUGAGGUGUCUGAACAAAAAAGAUACGAGGAGAAAAAGAAGCAGGAAUCACUGCGCCAGAGUCGGAACCUGCGAGAGCAUCGCGUCGAGAUCUGGGUGAAAAAUGACGGAACCAGCAGCACGUCGCAGGUGGAUGACAGCUACGGGGAUGAUCUUAGUAAACUGGAUACAAUCCAGUUAAAUAAACGUUUUGUAGUAAGCUUCCUGAAUGUUCAGGGAAAGCUCUUCACAAAAAUAGGCAUGGAAAUGUUCCCAGACAUUUGUGGGCAGAUGCUGCAUGAGUUCAGGGCCCUACUCAAGGCCGGUGCUAUUGGGCCCCAGCGUUUGCUGCAGCUCAUGGCCAUGAAUAUGUUCGCCAUCGACAAUACAGCGCUCAAAGAUGAGAGUCUGGAGUCAACUUGCCGCUCCCUGCUGCAGCAGCACUCUGUGCAGAUGUCUCUGGACAUGUUCGGUAUCCUCCUGAAGGAGAGUGCCACCCUGCUGGCCGCACACAUCAAGUCCAACGACUACCCUGGGCGCAUGUACAGCCGGGAACUGGAGGAGCUCAUACCUGGAGUAAAGGUUUGGACAGACUGGAUGAUCUCACACCCUGAUCUCUGGAACCCACCACCCCAAGUGAGGGACCCUUCUUGUGGUCCCAAGGUGGAUGUGUGGGAGUGUGUGGCGCGUCUGUACAACCUUCUGGCUGAGAUGAACACCUCAGACAUUGUCAAGUUCUACACAGACAGGAGGCAAGGUUUGUUACCUGUGAUACUGUCAGAGGACACGAUGAUGUCAGGGUUUGUGCCUCUGCUUGGGAAACCUACCAUCAACAACUUUGUACAAGAAGGCGUCGAUAUGGACAUGGCGCGUGACUGCCUGCGUGUGCAGCAGCUGCAGAUAUUUGGCCUGUACCUGUGUGGUAUGGAGGAGCGGCCCAUGCUCAAGUACAUGGACGGUCGCUACUAUAGUGUGGCGCCCCCUGACGGAUACGGGGACACGGACCAGGCCCAAACUGCAGGGGCCGCGCUGGGCUCUGAGGGUGAAGAUGAGGAUGUAGUGAUUGAGGAUGAGGAGGAAGUCAGUGUGGAGGGAGAUCAUGAUGCAAACGUACAGGAGCUGAAGGCGCGCAGAGAAGAGCUGCGACGUAGAGUGGACGAGAAGAACAGAAUACAGGAGAAUAGGAAUAGAGUGCUAGAGAAGAACAAGACCCACAGUAUAGAGAUGGAGGUGCGGCCCAUAUUUCUCAUCCCAGACACCAACUGCUUCAUAGACCACCUGCCCAGUCUACAGAAGUUGAUUGUAGCCAGGCACUACACCAUAGUCAUACCUCUUGUCGUGAUAAAUGAGCUGGAUGGACUGGCCCAGGGCAAGCGUCCAGUUGGCGACUGUUCAGCAGACAAUGAUGACCACAGGCACAAGGUGAAGACCAGGGCCCAGCACACUAUCACGUUCCUUGAGAAGGAGUUUGAGACAAAGAAUGCUCACCUAAAAGCUCUUACCUCCAAGGGUACUGUCAUGGAGACGAUUGCAUUCCGCAGUGAGGAGACAGACUCCAGUGGCAACAAUGAUGAUCUCAUCCUCUCCUGUUGUACGCACUACUGCAAGGACAAGGCCAGAGACUUCAUGCCAAAAGACAAAGACACUCCGAUACGCCUGUUUCGGGAUGUUGUACUACUGACUGAGGACCGAAACCUCAGGCUGAAGGCUCACAUGCACAAUGUGCCUGUAAAGGAUGUGCCAGCCUUCAUGAAAUGGAGCACUGCAACAUGACAUCCUCGCACUGUACCCUGAAUGGAGAGCUGGUCUUUGCCAAACUCUGGCUACAGGCAUAUUGGUGCUUAUCUCCCCUGAGAUGUGUGCUGUCCCAUGGUGCAUGUCGAGAUGGUUUCCUAACCAUGGUGAGCAUGUCAUAGCUGACAAGAAAUGUGUGGAAUUGAUUUGGGUGUUGUAAAGCAGCAUAAACAGGGGUGUGAUUAUAAAUCCUUUUAGCUUAAAUCCUCCCUUCAAAUGUCUCAAUGGUUUUACCAGAAAAGUUGUACUUUACUGAAACUGUUAAAAAAAGUUAAAGUCAACUCUGUGAGAAGGGUAGGAUGUUUUCCUUUCCUGCAGUGGUUCCAAAUUACCAUUACGCAUAAAGAUACUGUCUGAACGACGUAUUUCAUUGACAGCUGUAGGGUGUCAUGGUGUUUCAUGGUAUAACUGAGUGUUGUCAUUAUUGGAAUGAAUGUCUAUCUCUGAGAUGGUCACAUGCUGAUUAAAACAAAAAUUGGUUUAUCUGCUAUGUUCGUGUCAGUUAUGAUCUGAUUAAACUUCUUAUAGAUAUUAUUUUCCAUUGGUUAUCUUCCAAGCUGUCAAUGUUAGUGUUUUAAAAGUCUGUGUUAGUGUUCAUUUGCUUACCUUUUUUUGAAGUUUGUGAUAUGCUAUAUUCUUGGUCUCAUAUUGAAUGUCACUGUUCCCCUGGAUUUUCUACACAAACCUGUUACAAUGACUGUAAAGAACUCAUAGGAUCUCUGGCACUAUGCUAUAAUUUUGCACAAAGGGAGUCUGCUUGAUAUCAUUUGUCAUUAGGAGAUGUGUUGUAUAAGAGUCGUUAAGCAUAUCAGUCUUUAACGAGUAAAAUCAGGCUUCAUCAAAAACAUGAGGAGAAAGAUUUUGUUAUUGUGGCUUUGAUGAUUGUUCAUAUUAUAUAAAUAUGAUUCUUACAACUUUCCCUUGCUGUGCAUGCAGUUGAAAUUUAAUAUUUAUUGUGUGGAUAUAAAAGAUUUAAUGUGUUUUUGAUGUUGUUUUUAGUGGCUCGCUGUGAAAUCAAAUGUUUAUUAUCUGGGUUUUAAUCUGUAGUUGAAUAACAUUAAUGGCAGCCUGAUAACAUGCAUAUGCAUUUCUGAAAUAUGAAUGCACAUAUCAUGACAACUUUGUAUGGUGUACUUCUGUAUUUGUAUAAGAGACAGUCAAUUGUUAAUCAUAGCUACCACAAAAUGUGAAACAGCUGGACAUGUACUGAAAUUGGAAGGAAAUAGAGUCAUAGAUUUUCAUUUCAAUGUUUAUUGUGAUUGUAUAGGACCAUUAUCCCAUACACAAAAUGUACGCUAACUAAGACACCAAUGCUUGUUGUAAACAUUACUAGAAAUGUGUUAAACUUAACUAACAGAUAUUUUCUUUGAAGUCUCAUUUCCAUAAAGUAUGUUGUACUAAUACUCAAGGUAGGCAUUUAGUUUCGGUACUCUCCAUCAGUCAGUAUGUCAGCACUUUUGUAUUUGUGUUCUCUAGUUCAACCUUGGAUGGAUUUUGAAAUAACUUGUUACAAAUGUAAACUUUCAUAAGACAAUAUGUUGCUUGUAACUGAAGUUCUCCCAACCUCAGAGGUCGAAAGUCAAUUUUAGCCAAAAAACAGCUUUUUGGACUUAAAUCUUGUUAUUCAUCACGCAAUUUUAAGAUAACUGACCAAAAAUGAUCACCUUGAUGAGAUUGUGUGUUGCCUGUAUCACCAGUCUUCCUACCUAAAAGUCUAGGUCAAAGGUCAAAUUAAUGCAUAUAAAAGCUUAUCCAGACUGUAUUUGUGUCAUUCAUCAUGCAAUUUAAAGCACAGUUUGUGGAGUUUUGAGGCAAAAGUGAGCAUCCAUGUCCUGUGGACAUUUCAUUGUUAAUUUACUUUAUUCCUGUAAAUUUGUUUUCAAAUCGACAAUUUUGUUUAAAAUUUGACUUUCUUAUUUACGAAUUCUGAUCAUUAAUUCACUCUUGUGUGUUGAGGAACAAAUUAAAUGUAAAAUAUUGCAUAUUUAUUAUGUAAAAGUAGUGCUUAAAAAUUAUCUGUGUACUUGGGGGGAUAUUAAAUACAGUAAUCAACAAAGUUAUGAUAUCGAUUUCAAAGCAAAGAUUUGUUUUGAUGUCUAAGAUUUUCAUUUAAUUCACUUACUUUAUUCAUCAGCACAUCAUUUGUGGACUACUGAUAAUAAUAAUAAUAAUGUGGAAAACAAAUUUCUAUCAGGAAACAUGUUUAAAAUUUCGGUUUUGUGUAUGAUUACUCCUCAAUCACAAUUGGAUAACAUGUUGAGGUGAUUAUAAUGCUUUUCAUCCAUAAUUUAGCAAAACCCAACAUAUAGUUUUAAUAACACACACAAGUCAAAGCCUGUUUUGGUGUAUGGUAAGCUUGUAAGCCUUUGCUACCAUGGAUCCCGGGUUACAUCCUAAUGACAGGCACAUUUUAAUAUUUGAUCAAUUUCCUUGUGAUUUUAAUUGUUUGAAAAUAUUCCAAAAAUCACAUUUUUGUAAGGAAAUGCGUUUAUGACAUUUAUCAAAAUACAAAAAGCGGUGAACAACUCCAUUUAAUCCGUAGUUUUGUCAUGCUAUUCUGUACCAAAAUGUAAAAGAAAACGUUAUGAGGGUUGCACUAUGAUGUGGCGAAAUGAAACUGCUGUAAGUUCCAAUACUUGUCUUGUUCUUUGUGUGUGUGUCUUUUGCAUAUUACUUGUUUGGUGAUGAAGUAGUUAAUUGUAUAUAUUUUGCGAAGAUGUUGUAAGAAGAAAACUAUAUAAUGAAUUAGAAGAAGUUUUAAUAAAUUUGGUGCAAUAAUAAAGAGUGUGCAAAUCUAA
Molecule: messenger RNA, 6331 nt
Organism: Dreissena polymorpha
Lineage: Eukaryota; Metazoa; Mollusca; Bivalvia; Myida; Dreissenidae
Product: telomerase-binding protein EST1A-like
Exons: 21
Coding region: 9-3512 (1167 amino acids)
Biological process (GO): nuclear-transcribed mRNA catabolic process, nonsense-mediated decay
Cellular component (GO): telomerase holoenzyme complex
Molecular function (GO): protein binding; telomerase RNA binding; telomeric repeat DNA binding
Source: RefSeq, a predicted model, not a curated record